UUUACACAGGAAGUGCGUCCACCCCCAAUACUGGUCCGACUGCUGCAAAACCGGGCAUCAGCACGAAGAAGCAUGUGUGAGCUCACAUGAACCAAGAAGCGAGAGGAGACAGAGGUUUGUGCUCAUCGACCAUCGCUGGACUCACAGCAACAUGUCGGAGGCUCUGACCCGGAGAAUAGAGAAGCUGGAGGCAGAGCUGCAGGAGCUCAGAUCCCAGCUGAGGGAGACGAGUGGAGCCGGAGAGGACGUGGAGGUGACAUCCAGUGAAAUCACCGACCGCAAGCCUCAUGGGAACUCCAGCGGCAGGAAGAAGGGGAAGAAAGCCAACAAGGAGCGUCCUUUUGACUUCUCCGCCCACCCUCGGCGCCACGCGGCCCUGCGGCUGGCGUACCUGGGCUGGGCCUACCAGGGCUUUGCGGUGCAGGAGAACACAGACAACACGGUGGAGGCCAGACUCUUCGAGGCUUUGCUGAAGACGCGGCUGAUCCAGGACAGACAGAGCUCCAACUAUCACCGGUGUGGUCGCACCGAUAAAGGAGUCAGCGCCUUUUCCCAAGUCGUUACAAUUGAUUUGAGGUCCACACAGUUUUGUGGAGGACUCGGUGUCACGCUCCCGGAGAAUGUUGACGCAAGCACCAAGAGUAAAGCUGCUGUCUCUGAGGUUCCGUAUGUGAAGAUGCUGAACAGAGUCCUGCCCCAGGACAUCAGGAUCUUGGACUGGGCCCCCGUCGCAGAGGGUUUCAGUGCUCGCUUCGACUGCCAGUCCCGCACAUAUCGCUACUACUUCCCCCGAGGAUCUUUGGAUGUGGCGUUGAUGGCAGAUGCUGCGAAAAGGUACGAGGGGACACAUGACUUUCGCAACAUGUGCAAAAUGGAUGUGGGCAACGGCGUCUUGCAGUUUGAGAGGACCAUCUUGUCAGCGUCCGUCAAGCCAGCGUUGCCUCAGCACACGUCCAGCACAGAUCAAUAUGACAUCUUCAUCUUCGAGAUUAAAGGAUUGGCCUUCCUUUACCACCAGGUACGAUGCAUGAUGGCCGUGCUUCUCCUGAUAGGACAGAAACUAGAAGCCCCAGAGUUAAUUAAUCAGCUCCUGGAUGUUCAGAGGAAUCCCAGAAAGCCCCAGUACAGCAUGGCGGUGGACUUCCCUCUGGUGCUGUACGACUGCCACUUUGAAGGUUUGAGCUGGAAGCAGGAGGCUGAGGAGGUGAACUACGUCCUGUCGGUGCUGCAGCAGCACUGGACCCAGAGUGAAGUCAAGAGCCACGUCCUCCAUGGGAUGAUCAAGGGUUUGGAGGCCUCAGGUGAGAGUUUAUUAAGAAGCAACAGCCUCU
This is a messenger RNA of Paralichthys olivaceus (Japanese flounder), 1331 nucleotides long. The record is from RefSeq and is a predicted model, not a curated record. Lineage: Eukaryota; Metazoa; Chordata; Actinopteri; Pleuronectiformes; Paralichthyidae.